AUGUCCGAGAACGUGCAUCCAAGCUCUGCGAAAGACACCAACAGCGCCGCCGCAGAUCAACCCGGCCGACCAUACUACGAAUCGCUGCGAGCCACACUGCGCCAGACCUUGGAAAAGAAGCGACGUUUGGACGAGCAGCUUGCGCAGCUUGAAGAGAACAUCUUCAAGCAAGAAAGCGCAUACCUUGAAGACACGGCAAACUCAGGCAAUAUUGUGCGCGGUUUCGACGGCUGGGUCAAGGGAGUUCAGCUCGGAAGGAGCGCAGCAGAUGACAGGCGAAGAGGUCGUGUACGAGAUGAGGACAGGGUGUUUUCGAGAAGCUCAGUGGCCUGGAUGAGGGCACAAGAAGGGCCAGAUUCUAACACUCCGUCUCACGCGCCCACACCCACAGCCUCAUUCGCACCACCACUUUCGGCUCGAGAUUCGAACGCUCCUACGCCUGGCGGAUCAUCGGUCAAAGCACCGAAUAAGAAAAAGAGACCGAAUGACAAGGACGACGAUGAAGAUGGCAAGAACUCGAAACGUGGGAAGAUCAGCUACGCACGCGACUAG
Pseudocercospora fijiensis CIRAD86 is the source of this 552-nucleotide messenger RNA. RefSeq lists its product as uncharacterized. The transcript is spliced from 2 exons. Gene Ontology annotation, cellular component: NuA4 histone acetyltransferase complex. NCBI's taxonomy places the organism in Eukaryota, Fungi, Ascomycota, Dothideomycetes, Mycosphaerellales, Mycosphaerellaceae. The record is from RefSeq and is a predicted model, not a curated record. Bases 1 to 552 code for a protein of 183 amino acids.